AAAAAAACGCGAUAAAACCACGACCCCGGUAUUGACCCGCAGCCACAGCCGACAAACGACUUCAAAGUGACUUUCUAAUUUGCUUUGGCAUUUGACGGACUAAUGUUGUCGAUUCUGAUUGGAUUUUGGUUUUUGUGUUUUGGACUGACCGAACGGCCGAGGAUUCAUUUUUCGAUUGGUUUCGUGGCAGAGAUUUUCAGCAGGUGAUAUGGUUGGUAUUUGAUUGUCUGAAUAGGGCCAGGAUUAUUUAGGAUGAGUGAUCAGGAUGAUGCCGGUGUUCAGCACCCGCCCAUAACGCCGCGUAGUUCCUUAGGAUCCGGGGCACUGUCGUACAGCAGUGGUUCAUCAAUUUCUCCGUCGACGAGCUCCAGCUCAUCGCAGGGUUCUGCGAAGGCUGCCGUUAGUGAGUGCCUAGGAGCAUGGCUGAAUUAUUUACAAGUCCUGAAUAAUUUGUGUGCAUCCGGCUAUCGCCUUGCGCAAACAAUGUCAGCGUUGGAACAAUGGGGGCAGCAACAGCAGAGCGAGGCUGGUAUGGCAGCUUCCGUUGCGGGGUCGCUUCCUGGUAGCCAGGCACCUAGUGCACCCGGGGCAGCGACUGCGGCUGGAGUGCAUAAUUUAAUGACUACCCAUUUAACAGGAGCUUGGGACGAUUUGGCUAGGGCGACAGCUGUUGCAACGAGUACCGUAAAGUCGCAUAUCAUCAGUGUUCUUCAGGACUUCAUAACAGCAUCGAACAACACAAGUGACCAAGAAAUCGAUUGGAAUCGAACUCGUGACCAUAAUCAACAGAUCAUCAGUGAAAGUGCCCAAACUAUGAUAAAUUUACAGCAUCAAUUUUGUGUUGCCAGUUAUGACUCUUUUUCAUCGCUUAUGUGUUGUUUUGUGUGUCAAGCGCCUGUUGGAUUCCCUCACGAUCCAGACUGUGCGAUGAUCCAUCAAAAGACUUUCUCUAGUACUGAUCAAAGGUCUCAAACCCCAUCUCCACACUUCGGAACUGUGAUGUCUCAUAGAUCAGGGGACCAGCAAUAUCGGACUGUUGAGGGACGUGGUGUGAUAUUUGGCUCUGGUUCAACCCAAGCGUCGUCUGAACAUGGUUGUGGUCCUUCAGGUAUAAGCGGAAUUGAACAAACACGUGGUCCUUCGCCACAUCAAGAGAUUCGCGGACCAAGCCCUAUUCAGGGUUUUCUCGACAAUAUUCGGGGCCCAUUGCCGAACCCUGGUCAUUUGAUGGGCAUGAAAGCGCCUUUUUAUCGUGGAUCACGUUCACCAUUGAAUUUUCCUUUGUUCCCGUUGAACGGGCAACGUCGUUGGUCGGAAGCGGCUGCCGGAGAAGUUCGUGGCGGAGAAUCAACCAUUGAUGUGGAGAGCCAAAUGCGUCGCUGGUCGAUGCCAUGGGAGGCCACAAAAACUGAUAAGAAUACCGUGAGUUGGCAUCAAACACGAAUUAUGCCAAUCUCGAAAUUGGCUGUGCCAACUUCAAAAACAAGUUCAGAUCGUAGUCAGAGUACGACCCCAGAUUCAUUUUGGCAACCGUCGGUUACUAGUCAGGAUGGAUUAGCAGAGGCAAUACAAUUGCUAUCUUGUCGACCAUCACGUAAUUACCCCAUACAACAGCAGCAAUCGCUUCCUUCGACAUCGCAUCCACCAAUAGGUUCGCCUUUUAUUGAGGAGCCGGCAACAUAUGAGAUGUGGUCUAGUGGAACCCAGGAUCGUCUGCCAUACAUAAAAUUUCCAAAACGUGACCAGGACCGUGAUGAUAACAAUCCGCCGGCACCACCCUCCCAAUAACAAUUUCUAGAGCUAAGUUUAAUGUCAUAAUUUAUUCGCUUUUACCAAAAAACUAGAUGACGAGCGCCCGUAUACGGCCAAAAAGUUUGAAUUUAAUCUCAUAUUUCAAAUGUGUUCCCAGUAACCUGUAAAGGAGGCUUUCCCUUCAAUCGAAACCUUUUCAUUCGGUGUAGACAUGCACAGCCGAAAGAUUGUGGUUCAGUCUAUCGAAUUUAUGCUGAUGGAAGUCAAGUAAUUGACGAUAUUCUAUUCCUUAAACGAAUUUUACGACUGCAUGUGUGUAGUAAGCUGCUAGGAAGGGAGUAGCUGAUAAUUCUAGCUAAUCAAAUGAAAUCAAAGAAAACCAUUUGAAAUUUUUUGACAAAUUAUAUUAAAACGCGUAAUUGAAAACCUCUAAGGCUGUGCCAGAAACUCUCUUAGCCAAGAUUUGUUUCUCUAGUUCAGUAAAGUAGAAAAAAAAAAACAAAUAUGAAAACGAAAUCGACGAUUAUAUGACGGCAUUAAAUAUUAAAUGCGCAUCGAUGACACUUGUUUUUUGCAAUUUUAAAGAAAUCAACGGAAAACAUGUGCAAUUGAGAGUGAUUUUGUGUUUGCAAAUUUGAAAACGAGAUUUCUAUCUACGGUUUUUUCGUACUAUGUAAUAAUCGGUAGAUGUAAGCCUUUUUUAAAGUGUAACGUCGAAAAGUAUUUACAGAUUUUUGUCGGUCAUUUAUUAAAUUUUUUGUAGUUCCGUAUUAUACACAUACUAUGUAAUGGUGAGAUAUUUGUAUUUUCGGUCCAUUGACCGAUCAUUAUUGUAAUCUCGGAAUAUGGAAUGUUAUUAAAUUGGAAGACGGCUCAUUGGA
Molecule: messenger RNA, 2633 nt
Organism: Hermetia illucens (black soldier fly)
Lineage: Eukaryota; Metazoa; Arthropoda; Insecta; Diptera; Stratiomyidae
Exons: 8
Coding region: 253-1788 (511 amino acids)
Source: RefSeq, a predicted model, not a curated record